Messenger RNA from Nanorana parkeri, 972 nucleotides. RefSeq names its product aquaporin 8 (gene AQP8). The transcript is spliced from 7 exons. The record is from RefSeq and is a predicted model, not a curated record. NCBI's taxonomy places the organism in Eukaryota, Metazoa, Chordata, Amphibia, Anura, Dicroglossidae. Gene Ontology annotation, cellular component: plasma membrane. The coding region runs from base 1 to 972 and encodes 323 amino acids. Gene Ontology annotation, biological process: transmembrane transport; water transport. Gene Ontology annotation, molecular function: water channel activity.
AUGACCCUGGUUACACCUAACGCCAGUACCCAUUCUUUGCAAAUGUCGGACACCACGGUCCGCAUUUCUAAGGAGCCGCACACCAAGCACUUUAAUCCACACUCAUACACCCUCACCUUAGUGUUAGUGCUGCAUCAGGGGACAUUUCUCCCAAUUUUCCGUUCCUGUCUAGUUAAAACUGUUGCCAACAGCACAGGAAAUAUGGGGGACACAGAACUGGGCCAGAUAUCCUUCAAAGACUUUGAAGAGGAGAACCCCAAGAAGCAGCCAAAGCUUCACUGGUACGAGGUGUACAUGCAACCAUGCAUAGCGGAGUUCAUAGGCACCAUGCUCUUUGUUUUCAUUGGCUGCAUGUCUGUCAUUUGGAACGCAUUCUCCACUGGAAGCCUGCAACCAGCUAUAGCCCAUGGACUGGCCCUGGGGCUGACUAUUGCCAUAUUGGGGGGAAUCAGUGGCGGACACUUCAAUCCAGCGGUAUCUCUGGGAGCCUGGCUGAUUGGAGGACUCAACAUUGCCCUGGUAGUGCCAUACUGGUGCAGCCAGCUGUGUGGUGGAAUGGUUGGAGCAGCACUGGCCAAGGCCCUGACUGUAGAAAAUGUUUAUGAUAUAAGUGCUGGAGCAGCUUUCAACGUGGUGACCAAAGAUUCCGAGGUCGCCCGAGCCAUUGGAGCUGAAAUAGUCAUGACGUUCUUCUUGGUCUUGGCUGUCUGCAUGGGGGCUAUUAAUAAGAAGACCGCUACUCCCCUGGCUCCCUUCUGUAUUGGCUUCACUGUGGCAACGGACAUCUUGGCAGGAGGAAGCAUCUCUGGAGCAUGCAUGAACCCUGCCAGAGCCUUCGGUCCCGCCGUAGCUGCAAAUUACUGGGCCUAUCACUGGAUCUACUGGGUGGGACCUAUGAUUGGAGGUCUGUUAGUUGGCGGUAUUAUAAGGUUGCUGCUGGGAGACUCCAAAAUCCGUAUUUUCCUGAAAUGA